UCUCUCUCUGUAACGCGUCUGCGACUCAGUUUGAGUGUCAGUGAGUCAGUGGCGGACAGAAUCAUCAUCAUCAUCCUCACUGUAACAGCUUUACGAGCACAUUUCACUCACUGGAAACCUGUGUCAUUCCCAGCGAGGAUCGUAAAACUGAAAGUCUGUGGGAAGUUUGUUGAACACUGUAGUCUCGUUUUGGAUUUAUUUGGGUCUGCGAGCUCGUGUUUGAGACUCUGUGAACUUCAUCAAAGCGCGUCACAAUGUGUCCCCAGAGUUUGCUGUGGCUUCUCGGUGUGCUGGGCUUCUGCGCUCGGGCGCUCGGGGCUCGUGAAUGCGUACCGUGCGGUUCGGCCCGGGUUCUGGCCCGUGACCCGUGCGGCUGCUGCGAGCGGUGCUCUCGGCUGGAGCUCGAGCUGUGCGGCGGGCCUGACUGGACUCUGGGCUACUGCGGAUCCGGACUCACCUGCGCGGCGCUCAACGGAACCGGACCGGCGCGCAUACCUGAGACGGGUGUCUGCAGAGCGGUACCCGACGCGACGGAUGCAGAUGAGCAUUGCCCGCUGGUGAGCGGCUGUGAGAGCGUGGAUGGAGAGUGUGUGUGUGAAUCCAAACACUCGUGCAUCCAGACCUACAGCUUUCCCAACAGAGACGCAUGCGUGCAUGCUGGGAAAACAGGUUCUCUCCGUCACGAACACAGACACAGGCUUGUGGGUCCCGUGAACCCGGCGUGUGUGUUUUCUGGCUGUAAUCUGACGGCCGACGGCUGUGUUUGUUCGUCUCAGAGCUGCGACGAUCACUUCACGUACGCCAACCGCAGUCAGUGCCAGCGAGCCGCAGUUUCUCCCAGGUGUGUUCAUAACGGUAAGGAGUUCACAGAAGGCGAGGUGUACCGAAUGGACCCCUGCUGGUUGUGUCAGUGUCGAGUUGGAGUGUCGUUCUGCUCUAAAGCCGAAUGCGCCGAACUGGACUGCGAGAACUUCUACGUUCCUGAAGGGGAAUGCUGUCCCGUCUGUAUAGAUGUGGAGCUGCUGUCGGUGGAGAGCACUAAAGCGAGCUGCUGGGUGAAUCACAGACUGCGGGCGCACGAGGAGCAGUGGAAGGAUGACGACUGCACCUUCUGUCAGUGUGUGGACGGAGAGCCGCACUGCACCGCCAUGGCCUGCAAACAGAGCUGCCAGAACCCUGUUAAGAUCCCUGGAGAGUGCUGCCCCUUCUGUGAGGAGCCGUCAUAUGAGACGGUGAGCCCGCUGCUCUGCCCACCGUUGGAAAACUGCUCUCUCUCUGGGCACGACUGCCCAUUCGGCUUCCAGCAAGACCCUAGCGGCUGUCUGCUGUGCCAGUGUGUCAGCGAUGAAACCUGUCCUGACGUGUCCACGUACUGCUCUCUGGAGUGUCCCCUGGGUUAUGAGAAAGACAACUAUGGUUGUGAAGUGUGUGAAUGUAGUGUAUCUGCACCAAAAUGCCGCCCCAUGACCUGCAGCAAGACGUGCCCUUAUGGAUACAUGAGGAACAAGCACGGCUGUGAGAUGUGCCGCUGCGUCCGCUGUCCGCCGUUCACCUGCGACAAACACUGCGGCGGCGGCUUCAGAAAGAGCAGGAAGGGCUGCAGCGUCUGCGAGUGUGAAGAUGCAGACAGCACCAGCGCCUCCAUCACCGUCUCCUCCAGCUUCUGUCUGACGGCGAGCGGCCAGCGCUUCGAGGAUGGAGACGGAUGGCACGACGGCUGCCGGGACUGUUUCUGUCACGCCGGCCGAGAGAUGUGUGUGCUGAUCACCUGCUCCGUACCCACCUGCACCCACCCUGUGCUCCACCCAAACCAGUGCUGCCCCGGCUGUGAGGCAGACGAGUCGGGCAGCGGGCAGCCGGAGGGUCUGGAUCUGGUGGUGUGUCGUGCUCCCGGAGGAGAGCUGUUCGUGGAGGGAGAGACGUGGCGUCUGGACGAGUGCACCAGCUGUACGUGUCGGCUGGGAAGAGUGUUGUGUGAUUCUGAAGCGUGUCCUCCGGUUCUGUGUCACACGCCUGUCAGGAGCAGAGACGGCUGCUGCUAUGUCUGUCCAGAGGACAAACUGGAGACGCUGCGUCCCGAGUUCUGCGUCUCCAGCUCUGGAGAAAUCCUGCAGGCCGGUGAUUCGUGGAAGCCGAACGCCUGCAGCAGCUGCGUCUGCCGUAAUGGGAGCGUCCAGUGCUUCUCGCAGCAGUGUCCGGCUGCCGACUGCAGGGUCCCUGUGCUGCGGAAGGGCCAGUGCUGCCCGCAAUGCAUGCUGGAGAUCACGAACACAUCAGUGCCGGUAAUGCUGUCGACGGCCGUCACCGAGAGCCGGAUCACCGCCGCUCCUCCGGUCCUCGCCGUCACCGAUGGUGAAGGUCUCUCGCGGGACGUCCCGAGCCAGACGCAGAUGACGCUCAUCUACCAAUCAGCGGCCUGGAUUCUGGCGGGAAUCCUGCUGGCUGUGGUCAUCUUCCUCCUGGUGGCCAUCCUGGUGAACCGCAGGAAGAACUGGGUUCAGAUGUCCUGCUACGGCGCGCCCAAGAAGACGGUGAUCCUGCAGAAACACGUGAAUAAGAGUUCGCUCGUUUACAUGGAGCCGUCCAGAGAGAACCAGUUCCAGAGUCUGAAGAGCGACGGCUCCGUGAGCUUCCCGACAGACGCCAGCAAAGAGCAGAUCUCUAUCCCUCGCGCUAAACUCGCCAGCGGACACGUCGAGCGCUAGCGUCCGUCUCACUCUUCAGAGGCCAGAAACUCCACCGAACGCUGGCGACUCCUGGAGCUUCGGCCUCCAGCGCAAGAACAACCAAGUACUGUGAACCGCUCGACAUCUCCCGCUUUAUUAGUGUUUGUAUGAUGUUCGGAGCGUCCGACACUUUGACAGACGUGGAGCAGUUCGGCGUCGUUCCAUGAUGGAGAAUCAAACCAAACGUUCAGGAACCAGACGGAUCUUCUGACUGCUCACAGACAUUGGUGAGAUCCAUACGGACCACAGUAAAGAGAUCUGCAUCAUAUUCUGAGGCCUUACGGCACAGACGUGUUUCCGGACCUCUCCAGUCUGUUUUUCGUUUCUAUACGUUAAAGUGUUUUACUUGUAGUUUGUUGUUAGUCGCUUAUAAGCCUCGUGACGGACUAAACAUUCCCCACGUUCAGAACCAACUCGACUUUUUAUAUCUUUUUUUUAAUGUAAUAUAUAGAU
Molecule: messenger RNA, 3179 nt
Organism: Sinocyclocheilus anshuiensis
Lineage: Eukaryota; Metazoa; Chordata; Actinopteri; Cypriniformes; Cyprinidae
Product: cysteine-rich motor neuron 1 protein-like
Exons: 14
Coding region: 255-2705 (816 amino acids)
Cellular component (GO): extracellular region; plasma membrane
Molecular function (GO): protein binding; serine-type endopeptidase inhibitor activity
Source: RefSeq, a predicted model, not a curated record